UACUGUGUUCUUGAGCGAUUCUCAAUAGUCAGUACUGGCUGGGUGCGGUGGCUCACGCCUGUAAUCCCAGCAUUUUGGAAGUCCGAGGUGGGCAGAUCACUUGAGUGAGGUCAGGAGUUCAAGACCAGCCUGGGCAACAUGGUGAAACCCUGUCUCUACUAAAAAUACAAAAAUUAGCUGGGCACGGUGGUGCAUGCCUGUAAUCCCAGCUACUUGGGAGGCUGAGGCAGGAGAAUCCUUUAAACCCUGGAGUCGGAGUUUGCAGUGAGCGGGGAUUGCGCCACUGCGCUUCAGCCUGGGUGAGAGAGCAAAACUCUGUCUCAAAAAAAAAAUAAAAAUAAAAAUAAAAAAGAGCCAGUAUUUUCCUCCUUGCUCCUGGGAAGGAGAAGGAACUGGCCCCCUACAACCAGGGAUUCAGGACACGUGUUACUAGCUCCAGAUAAGUAGGAUUUACACGAAAAAAUCCUGGGCCUUGUUUGUACAGUUCAUGCCAGGGGUAGGAAAUACCUGAAGCUUUCAAAUACUGCAUUAGAAGCUUUCAAAUACUGCGUUAGAGUUGUGACCCUGUCCUGGGCAAGUCAGGCCUAAAAUGGAGAAACUGGUGAUGCACUCCUCAAAAAGCCAAGUGUAAAAUGAGGUUAAUGCCCUCCCUGACUUCUUGCCUUCACUGGUGUGGCAUAUUAUGGUAAAAAUAAUAAUUAAGAAGUAAGGUUAUGCAGGCAAAUCCUCUAGCGCCGAAAUCUUCCCGGCCGCGCUACCAGGUUCUUUCGUGUUAUCUUGGACAUAACACAACAUUAAUUCAACUACUCGGUGGAGCGCCCACUAGCUGCUGGACACUAUCUUAGGCCCUGGGCACAAUGAACGAGAAACGUGUCUUUGUCUUUACAGUCUCACCACGCCACCACCUCCCUCGGGGGCCUCCGCGCUGAGCUUCCGGCCUCCACGCCUCGCUUCCGGUCGGCCGCCCCUUCCUUACUUCCGCUUCUCUAUGGUGCGCGGGCAACCUUUGCUCCGCCUCCGGCAGUGGCUUACUCCCGGUGCCAGGUUCUUGGAGCUGUGAGGGCGCCCCUGGGCUGGGGUCUGACCCGGCUUCUCCUCCCUCACUACCCGCGGUCCCCGGCCUCUGGGCGCUGCGCUGUUACCUCAUCCGAAGUGUUCGCUGCAGCAUCCUCAGGCUUCACGUUGGAGCUUCUUGAUCGUGACAAAACCGCCAUCGUCAUCAUGGCCUGUUCUCAAUGAGCUGUUGGACGGGGUCGCGGCCGGGCAGAGGCGCUCCUCACAUCCCAGACGGGGCGGCGGGGCAGAGGCGCUCCCCACAUCUCGGACGAUGGGCGGCCGGGCAGAGAUGCUCCUCACUUCCUAGACGGUGUUCAGCAUUAUUUAAGAUCACCUAUGCAUCAUCUGAAGCCACAAUCCCAGGUCAUCUUCAUCACCUUCCCCAGUGGAAUGCCUCCUGUGUUAAAGCCCACAACAACCCCUGUGGUCUCAGCUGUUUCCUCCUGACAUCAAGGAACAACCAUGUCAUCAGAAUCGAGCAAAAAACGGAAGCCCAAAGUGAUCCGAAGCGAUGGAGCCCCAGCUGAAGGAAAGCGGAAUCGAUCUGACACCGAGCAGGAAGGUAAAUACUACAGUGAGGAGGCCGAGGUGGAUCUGCGGGACCCUGGCAGAGACUAUGAGUUAUACAAGUACACCUGCCAGGAGCUACAGAGGCUGAUGGCUGAGAUCCAAGACCUGAAGAGCAGGGGUGGCAAGGAUGUGGCAAUAGAAAUAGAAGAACGGAGGAUCCAGAGCUGUGUGCAUUUCAUGACUCUAAAGAAGCUUAACCGAUUAGCCCACAUCAGGUUGAAGAAAGGAAGAGAUCAGACCCACGAGGCUAAGCAGAAAGUAGAUGCUUAUCACCUGCAGCUCCAGAACCUGUUGUAUGAGGUGAUGCACCUACAGAAGGAGAUCACCAAAUGUUUGGAGUUUAAGUCAAAGCAUGAAGAAAUUGAUCUGGUCAGUUUAGAGGAGUUUUAUAAGGAGGCUCCACCAGAUAUCAGCAAGGCCGAAGUCACCAUGGGAGACCCUCACCAGCAAACACUGGCACGUCUGGACUGGGAGCUGGAGCAGCGGAAAAGGCUGGCAGAGAAGUACCGAGAGUGCCUAUCUAACAAGGAGAAGAUUCUCAAGGAGAUUGAGGUGAAGAAGGAGUACCUGAGCAGCCUCCAGCCCCGCCUCAACAGCAUCAUGCAGGCUUCCCUUCCGGUGCAGGAGUACCUGUUUAUGCCAUUCGACCAGGCUCACAAGCAGUAUGAGACAGCCAGACACCUGCCGCCUCCCCUCUAUGUCCUCUUUGUUCAGGCCACUGCGUAUGGGCAGGCCUGUGCUCAUAUGAAAUCCUCCCAGCCCCCUAGACAGGAUAAGACGUUAUCUGUGGCAAUCGAAGGCAGUGUGGAUGAAGCCAAGGCUCUGUUCAAACCUCCAGAGGACUCCCAAGAUGACGAGAGUGACUCGGAUGCCGAGGAGGAGCAGACUACGAAACGCCGGAGACCCACACUGGGGGUUCAGUUGGACGACAAACGCAAGGAGAUGCUGAAGAGGCACCCACUGUCUGUCAUGCUCGACCUGAAAUGCAAAGAUGACAGUGUGCUUCACCUGACUUUCUACUACCUCAUGAACCUCAACAUCAUGACAGUAAAAGCCAAAGUGACAACUGCCAUGGAGCUGAUCACCCCCAUCAGUGCAGGUGACUUGCUGUCUCCUGACUCAGUCCUGAGUUGCUUGUAUCCUGGGGAUCAUGGAAAGAAAACUCCGAAUCCAGCCAAUCAGUAUCAGUUUGAUAAAGUUGGCAUCCUGACUUUGAGCGACUAUGUACUUGAGCUAGGUCACCCCUAUUUGUGGGUGCAGAAGCUGGGUGGCCUCCACUUCCCCAAAGAGCAGCCCCAGCAAACAGUGAUUGCUGACCACUCGCUGAGCGCCAGCCACAUGGAGACCACCAUGAAACUUCUGAAGACCAGGGUGCAGUCCCGCCUGGCCCUCCACAAACAGUUUGCGUCCCUAGAACACGGCAUUGUGCCAGUUACCAGUGAUUGCCAGUACCUCUUCCCUGCCAAGGUUGUCUCUCGCCUGGUGAAAUGGGUGACAAUUGCCCAUGAGGAUUACAUGGAGCUGCACUUCACCAAAGACAUUGUGGAUGCGGGACUGGCUGGGGACACCAAUCUCUACUACAUGGCGCUCAUCGAAAGGGGCACAGCCAAACUGCAGGCCGCUGUGGUGUUGAACCCUGGCUACUCCUCCAUCCCACCUAUUUUCCAGCUCUGUUUGAACUGGAAAGGGGAGAAAACCAACAGCAACGAUGACAACAUUCGGGCCAUGGAGGGCGAAGUCAAUGUGUGCUACAAGGAGCUGUGUGGCCCUUGGCCCAGCCACCAGCUGUUGACCAACCAGCUGCAGCGGCUGUGUGUGCUGCUGGAUGUUUACCUGGAGACCGAGAGCCAUGACGACAGUGUGGAGGGGCCCAAGGAAUUUCCCCAGGAGAAGAUGUGUCUGCGGCUCUUCAGGGGUCCCAGCAGGAUGAAGCCAUUUAAAUACAACCAUCCUCAGGGAUUCUUCAGCCAUCGCUGACCUCCCGCGCAGACCGUUGUUUCCCCCAAGGCCUCACCCUGAGCACUGGGCUUCUGCUUUCUGCUCUGGCCCACAUGUGACUCUUGAUAUUCUCCAAAGACACCAGCCAAUUAAAAAGCGUCACCUGA
Molecule: messenger RNA, 3731 nt
Organism: Gorilla gorilla gorilla (western lowland gorilla)
Lineage: Eukaryota; Metazoa; Chordata; Mammalia; Primates; Hominidae
Gene: THOC5
Product: THO complex subunit 5
Exons: 25
Coding region: 1519-3603 (694 amino acids)
Biological process (GO): mRNA export from nucleus
Cellular component (GO): THO complex part of transcription export complex
Molecular function (GO): mRNA binding
Source: RefSeq, a predicted model, not a curated record